GGCAGCACAGAGAUUAAACUUACAGUCCUCAAGGAAGAAGAAAAAGCACCAUACUCUUGAUAAGUCUGCUUAUACAGCUUUAUAUCGAAGGAACUUCAGCGACGUCCUUCUGGCUACUCCACCACCACUUCCUCCUGGAUAUCUCAAAAUAUCCAGCAGGCGAGAGAGUCCUGGACUAGGAAAAGUCAAGGUCAUGCUACGGAUCAGUAAUGCAGGUGGCGCUGCAAGCUGUUUAACAGUUGACUCCAGAAAGAAGCAAGUCGCUGUCUAUGAUUCUUCUGCCCAUUCAACACAAAGUGCAACAUCUUCUUCUGCCACCAAGCAAGCAGGCGUCAAUGCCCCUAAAAUGUUUGCUUUCGAUGCUGUGUUUACUCCAGAAAACAGUCAGACAGAGGUUUGUACUACUACUUUGAUGGAUGUGCUGCACGCUGUUGUUAGCGGUACGGACGGAUGUGUGUUCUCGUAUGGCUACCCUGGACUCGGUAAAACGACGACAAUGCUUGGCCAGACCGAAGGUUCUCAAGAAAUAGGAGUUAUUCCCUGUGCAAUCAGCUGGCUAUUCCAGCUUAUCAGUGACCAGAAGGAUAAAUCAGGGUCUCGGUUUUCUGUGCGUGUGUCGGCUGUAGAAGUAGCAGGAAAAGAACAGACAAUGAAAGAUUUGUUGGCAACAUUCGCUUCAGGUUCUGAAGGCGGUGGAACUUCUCCUGGUAUGUUUUUACAAGACGAAAUUCUAUUGGGUGCUCAGCUAGCCAAUAUAUGUGAACUACGAGCUCCGACCAUACAGAAAGCUCUUUUUUUCCUCGAUGCGGCUCUUAAGGCUCGAAACGUACCCGUUGCUGGAGGCCGAAGUCGUCUUUAUUUCUUCGACUUUGGAAGUUGUGAAAAACAAGUCAAAUCACGAGAGGUCGCAACAAGGCAGCCUUUGUCGCUGUCGGGCUUAGGAAGUGUUCUUCUUGCUCUUUUCAACGGCCAGAAACACGUGCCUUACAG
Molecule: messenger RNA, 990 nt
Organism: Limulus polyphemus (Atlantic horseshoe crab)
Lineage: Eukaryota; Metazoa; Arthropoda; Merostomata; Xiphosura; Limulidae
Product: kinesin-like protein KIF26A
Exons: 6
Biological process (GO): microtubule-based movement
Molecular function (GO): ATP binding; microtubule motor activity; microtubule binding
Source: RefSeq, a predicted model, not a curated record